This is a messenger RNA of Alosa sapidissima (American shad), 1158 nucleotides long. Its product is annotated as E3 ubiquitin-protein ligase TRIM47-like. The coding region runs from base 61 to 1158 and encodes 365 amino acids. NCBI's taxonomy places the organism in Eukaryota, Metazoa, Chordata, Actinopteri, Clupeiformes, Clupeidae. The transcript has 7 exons. Gene Ontology annotation, molecular function: zinc ion binding. The record is from RefSeq and is a predicted model, not a curated record.
CAACCCUCACUCUGCUGCUGCUUCUCAGAGUGUGUGCUUGGUGUGUGUGAGAGCUAGAAAAUGGCGGAGGCGAUUUCUCAGGAGGAAGACUCUUUCACAUGUCCAGUGUGUCGGGAUCUGCUGAAGGAUCCAGUGACUAUUCACUGUGGACAUAAUUUCUGUAAGAGGUGCAUUAAGGGCUGCUGGGAUCAGGAGGAUCAGAAAGGAGUCUACAGCUGCCCCCUGUGCAAACACACCUUCACUCCCAGACCUGUCCUCUACAAAAACCCUCUGAUUGCUGAAAUGAUUGAAAAAUUUGGGAAGACCGGAAUCCAGGCUACUGUUCCUGCUCAAUGUUAUGCUGGACCUGGAGAUGUGGAGUGUGAUGUCUGCACUGGGAGAAAACUCAAAGCUGUGAAGUCCUGUCUGGAGUGUCUGGUGUCUUACUGUGAAGAUCACUUCAAAGAUCACAAUAGACUUAAUCGUGGAAGAAAACACUCAGUGAUUGCCACAGGGCAGUUACAGGAGAGGACCUGCUCCGAACAUAAGAAGGAGAUGGAAGUAUUUUGCCGUACCGAUCAGAAGUAUAUCUGCUAUAAGUGCAUGAUGAAGGAACAUAAAGACCAUGACACAGUCACAGUUGAAGAAGAAUGGAAAAACAAACAGAAGCAGUUAAAGAAGAAUCAGAGGAGAAUCCAGGAGAGAGAGAGGGAGCUGCAGGAGCAGCUGAAGGCUGUGAAGAUUAUCAAGAGCUCUGCACAGACAGCAGUGGAGGACAGUGAGAGGAUCUUUACUGAGAUGAUCUGCUCCAUUGUGAGAAGGUACACUGAGGUGAGUCGGGCUGAAGGACUCCUGAAGAAACUGGAGCAGGAGAUUGCUGAGCUGAAGAGGAGAGAAGCUGUGCUGGAGCAGCUUUCACACACAGAGGAUCACGUACAUUUCCUCAAGAUAAUCCCAUCCAUCAGAGAACUUCCUCACUCCAAAGACCUCAUCACUUUAAGCCAGAUUGUCUCUUCUGAGGCUGUGAAGGAAUCUGUCUCUGCAUUGAAGGUGCAGCUAGAAGAGAAAAUGGAUAGCACCUUCAAGCAGCAAAUUCUGAUCCUGAACUCCCAGUCAGAAGAACAAACAAGGCAUUGCCACCAUCCAACAGAGGAGAGUCUGCAAAGUCAAAGGUUCUGA